AUCCUUUGGCUUUGGACCAGUAGGCUGUAAGGAGCUUGCGGAAGCGACCAUCCUGACCCCUUUUCUUCACACUGCCCUAGCAGGGACCACUCAGCAGGAACAUGGCGCAUCAGCAACAUCACCUUCUGGUCCGGUGUCUUUCCCUGAUUCUGCUGGGUACUGCUGUGCAUGCACACACCGUGAGUAUUCAGCCCAACAAGCGGUUUGUGGAGCUUGGUUCUGCUUUCAACUUCAGCUGUUCCACAGAUUGCCCUGGAGCGAGGGUCACCUGGGUUACUUUAACAGAUGACAUCGACUUCACUACAACUGAAAUCAACCUAGGAAAUGUCCUCUCUGUUUCCUCUACACUUGAAUCUCAUGCUGGAUCUUAUACUUGUACAUCACGGUGCAAACAGUCAUCCAAGAGGGCCACUGCAACCUUAAAUGUUUUCUCCUUUCCUGACCCUGUGUUGUCCAUGGCUCCUCUGAAUCCUGUAUCUGGACAGCCUGUGCAGGUUAAUUGCACAGUUACUGCUGUUUACUGCAGUCUUGAGUACAAAGUGGACAUCAAACUAUUUCGAGAGGACGAGUUGAGUGGGCCAAUGUAUGAGUUGUGUGAUGAAUCCAUCUUUUGCGACCACACCCUGUCGGCUACAGAUCGAACGGGAGGAAAGAGAGUUAACUACAGAUGUUUGGCAGAGUUCACAGAUUUUAUUCAUACUAUUAAUAAAACUGCAAAUGCAACAUUACAUUUUCAAGACACUGGAGUAGUGGAAUCUAAGCAGGAUACCAGCCCAACUUUGGCAUCUUUGACUAGUAGAGCUGCAACAACUAUGGCCCCAAUAACUGACACAUCUCCAGUGGAAAGUGCUAUUACUAGGGAGCCUAAUCGUCCUGAUGGCACUCCAGUCUCUUCAAAAGAACAGGCUACUUCAUCUCAACCAAUAACCAAGUCAUCCCAAUUGGAAGGUUCAACUACACAGACUCAAGACUCCAGAGAAAGCAACAUGGAGAAAGCCACGGAAGAGGUCUCCAAAUUCACCACUUCUAUCGUGGGAGCUUCUGCUACACUUUUGCUUUCUAUUGUGGGAAUAGUGGCCUACUUAUACAAGUAUGGAAGAAAGCUACCACCCUGUCUCAGAAGGUCCCAAAGAAAAGAAAACACAGAUAAAUUGAAGGAAGUGUUGUAGAAUUCAUAUCAGUUUGAUUCUUGAGAUUAAGUUUUGAUUUUUGGAUUUGGAUUAAUCAAAAAAUACUUGGAUUAUUCUCCAAACCUAUGUUAAAUGAGGUUUUAGCUAACCAUGUUUUGGAACUACCUCCUGGCUGUACAUUUUUUUGAUUAAUUGCGUGUUUUCUGGAUCAGUCAACACCACCAGACACAUAAAAAUGUCUAUACAAUUAUUUUGAAUUGAAUGAUCACAGAUAUUUUGUCUCUCAGCCAUUUACUUAUUUUUAAACUAUUGUAAUAUAAUGACACAUUUGAUGUAAUUUAGAAUAAAAAUAUUUAUGAAACAACAUAAAAUCAUAUAUUGUUGUACUAACAUUGUCCUGGUUAGUCUUUUAGUUAUUUACCCAAAGACAUUGUAUAUGGCGGACAUAUUUUGAUCUCAAGAAUCACUAAUAUGAAUUCAUGUCACAAUUGAUUAUUAUACAAUUACAUUAUGAAAUUCAUGAAGAAAUAUAUUUCCUGAAUAUAAUUCUUGUAAGCAUUAUUUGUCCUGUGAUACAUUUGACUAACUUGAAUCAAAUCAAAUGUAUAUU
Molecule: messenger RNA, 1740 nt
Organism: Clupea harengus (Atlantic herring)
Lineage: Eukaryota; Metazoa; Chordata; Actinopteri; Clupeiformes; Clupeidae
Biological process (GO): positive regulation of lymphocyte migration; integrin-mediated signaling pathway; cell adhesion
Cellular component (GO): membrane
Molecular function (GO): integrin binding involved in cell-matrix adhesion
Source: RefSeq, a predicted model, not a curated record